CCUCCAUCACCACCACCUCCUCCAUCACCACCUCCUCCAUCACCACCACCUCCAUCACCGCCACCUCCUCCAUCACCACCAACACCUCCUCCAUCACCGCCACCUCCAUCACCGCCACUUCCUCCAUCACCGCCACCUCCUCCAUCACCACCACCACCUCCUCCAUCACUACCACCUCCUCCAUCAGCACCACCUCCUCCAUCACCACCACCUCCAUCACCGCCACCUCCUCCAUCACCACCAACACCUCCUCCAUCACCACCACCUCCAUCACCGCCACCUCCUCCAUCACCACCAACACCUCCUCCAUCACCACCACCUCCUCCAUCACCCCCACCACCUCCUCCAUCACCACCACCUCCUAUAUCACCGCCAUCACCGCCACCUCCUCCAUCACCACCACCUCCUCCAUCACUACCACCUCCUCCAUCACCACAACCUCCUCCAUCACCACCACCUCCUCCAUCACCGCCACCUCCUCCAUCACAGCCACCUCCUCCAUCACCACCACCACCUCCUCCAUCACCACCACCACCUCCUCCAUCACCACCAUCUCUUCCAUCACCACCACUCCUCCCGCCACCACUACCUCCUCCAUCACCGCCACCUCCUCCAUCACCACCACCACCGCCAUCACCGCCAUUACCGCCACCUCCUCCAUCACCACCACCUCCUCCAUCACCACCACCUCCUCCAUCACCACCACCUCCAUCACCACCACCACCACCACCACCACCGCCAUCACCGCCAUCACCGCCACCUCCUCCAUUACCACCACCUCCUCCAUCACCACCACCUCCUCCAUCACCACCACCUCCUCCAUCACCACAACCUCCUCCAUCACCACCACCUCCUCCAUCACCACCUCCUCCAUCACCACCUCCUCCAUCACCGCCACCUCCUCCAUCACCACCACCACCUCCUCCAUCACCACCACCUCCUCCAUCACCGCCACCUCCUCCAUCAUCACCACCACCUCCUCCAUCACCGCCACCACCACCUCCUCCAUCACCGCCACCUCCUUCAUCACCACCAUCACCGCCAUCACCGCCAUCACCGCCACCUCCUCCA
Molecule: messenger RNA, 1071 nt
Organism: Petromyzon marinus (sea lamprey)
Lineage: Eukaryota; Metazoa; Chordata; Hyperoartia; Petromyzontiformes; Petromyzontidae
Source: RefSeq, a predicted model, not a curated record